AUGAGUCCUGGAUGCAUGCUGCUGUUUGUGUUUGGCUUUGUUGGCGGGGCGGUGGUCAUUAAUUCUGCUAUCUUAGUAUCUCUCUCUGUUUUGCUGCUUGUGCACUUUUCUAUUUCUACCGGUGUGCCAGCUCUGACGCAGAACCUACCAAGGAUACUCAGAAAAGAACGUCCUAUAUCAUUAGGGAUUUUCCCAUUACCUGCUGGAGACGGAUUGCUUACACCAGAUACUCAGAAAGGCGGAGAGACCCCUGGAUCAGAGCAAUGGAAAUUUCAGGAUUUAAGUCAACCACGUUCUCAUGCCAGCCUGAAGGAUGAACUUUCUGAUGUUAGCCAAGGAGGAUCUAAAGCUACCACUCCAGCAUCAACAGCUGCGUCAGAUGUGGCAGUAAUUCCUACGGAUACUCCCUUAAAGGAAGAUAAUGAAGGAUUUGUGAAGGCUGCAGAUACACCAAAUAAGUCAGAGAUAAGCAAGCAUAUUGAAGUACAGGUAGCUCAAGAAACUAGAAAUGUAUCGACAGGUUCUGCUGAAAAUGAAGAGAAGUCAGAAGUUCAAGCAAUCAUUGAAUCCACUCCUGAGUUGGAUAUGGACAAAGAUCUCAGUGGAUAUAAAGGCUCAAGCACUCCCACCAAAGGCAUAGAGAACAAAGCUUUUGAUCGCAAUACAGAAUCUCUCUUUGAAGAACUGUCUUCAGCUGGCUCAGGCCUAAUUGGAGAUGUGGAUGAAGGAGCGGAUUUACUAGGAAUGGGUCGUGAAGUUGAGAAUCUUAUAUUAGAAAAUACACAACUGUUGGAAACCAAAAAUGCUCUGAAUGUAGUGAAGAAUGAUUUGAUAGCAAAGGUGGAUGAGCUGACCUGUGAGAAAGAUGUGCUACAAGGGGAGCUGGAGGCUGUGAAACAGGCCAAACUGAAGCUGGAGGAAAAGAACAAGGAGCUGGAGGAAGAGCUUAGGAAAGCUCGCGCAGAAGCUGAAGAUGCACGACAAAAAGCAAAAGACGAUGAUGAUAGUGAUAUUCCCACAGCCCAGAGGAAGCGGUUUACUAGAGUAGAAAUGGCCCGUGUUCUAAUGGAGAGAAACCAGUAUAAAGAGAGAUUGAUGGAGCUUCAGGAAGCUGUUCGAUGGACAGAGAUGAUUCGUGCAUCAAGAGAAAAUCCAGCCAUGCAGGAAAAAAAAAGGUCAAGCAUUUGGCAGUUUUUCAGCCGACUUUUUAGCUCCUCAAGUAAUACUGCUAAGAAACCUGAACCACCUGUUAAUUUGAAGUACAAUGCACCCACCUCUCAUGUUACUCCUUCUGUCAAGAAAAGAAGCAGCACCUUAUCUCAGCUCCCUGGGGAUAAGUCCAAAGCCUUUGAUUUCCUUAGCGAAGAAACUGAAGCUAGUUUAGCCUCACGCAGAGAACAGAAGAGAGAACAGUAUCGCCAGGUGAAGGCACAUGUCCAGAAGGAAGAUGGUAGAGUGCAGGCUUUUGGCUGGAGUCUGCCUCAAAAGUACAAACAGGUAACCAAUGGCCAAGGGGAAAAUAAGAUGAAAAAUCUACCUGUGCCUGUCUAUCUCAGACCCCUAGAUGAAAAAGAUACAUCCAUGAAGCUGUGGUGUGCUGUUGGAGUCAACUUAUCAGGUGGGAAGACCAGAGAUGGUGGUUCUGUUGUUGGAGCAAGUGUCUUUUACAAAGAUGUUGCUGGUUUGGAUACAGAAGGCAGUAAACAGCGAAGUGCAUCACAGAGUAGUUUAGACAAGUUAGACCAGGAACUUAAGGAACAACAGAAGGAGUUAAAAAAUCAAGAAGAAUUAUCCAGUCUAGUCUGGAUCUGUACCAGCACUCAUUCAGCUACAAAAGUAAUCAUUAUUGAUGCUAUUCAACCAGGCAACAUCCUAGACAGUUUUACUGUGUGUAACUCUCAUGUUCUCUGUAUAGCCAGUGUACCAGGAGCCAGAGAAACAGACUACCCUGCGGGAGAGGAGCUUUCAGAAUCUGGACAGGUAGACAAAGCGUCUCUGUGUGGCAGCGUGACCAGCAACAGCUCAGCAGAGACAGACAGCCUGUUGGGGGGCAUCACCGUAGUUGGUUGUUCUACAGAAGGUGUGACAGCAGCCGCCACUUCCCCUAGUACCAAUGGUGCUUCUCCAGUGAUGGAAAAACCACCAGAAAAGGAAGCAGAAAAUAGUGAGGUUGAUGAGAAUGUUCCAACGGCAGAAGAAGCUACGGAGGCCACAGAAGGCAAUGCAGGGACAGCUGAAGACACCGCGGACGCCUCCCAGCCCGGCGUCUACACAGAGCAUGUCUUCACAGACCCCCUGGGGGUUCAAAUCCCAGAGGACCUCUCGCCUGUGUAUCAGUCAAGUAAUGACUCAGAUGCGUAUAAAGAUCAGAUGUCAGUAUUGCCAAAUGAACAAGACCUGGUAAGAGAAGAAGCCCAGAAAAUGAGUAGCCUUUUACCAACUAUGUGGCUUGGAGCUCAGAACGGCUGUCUGUAUGUGCACUCUUCUGUAGCCCAGUGGAGAGGAUGCCUCCAUUCCAUUAAACUUAAAGAUUCGAUUCUCAGUAUUGUACAUGUGAAAGGGAUUGUGUUAGUGGCCCUGGCUGACGGCACCCUCGCAAUCUUUCACAGAGGAGCUGAUGGGCAGUGGGAUUUGUCAAACUACCACCUGUUGGACCUUGGACGGCCUCACCAUUCUAUUCGGUGCAUGACUGUGGUCCAUGACAAAGUCUGGUGUGGCUACAGGAACAAAAUCUAUGUGGUUCAGCCAAAGGCUAUGAAAAUAGAGAAAUCAUUUGACGCGCACCCCAGGAAGGAGAGCCAGGUGCGGCAGCUUGCGUGGGUGGGGGACGGAGUGUGGGUCUCCAUUCGUUUGGAUUCCACGCUCCGUCUCUAUCAUGCACAUACUUAUCAACACCUACAGGAUGUGGACAUUGAGCCUUAUGUAAGCAAAAUGUUAGGUACUGGAAAACUGGGCUUCUCGUUUGUGAGGAUCACAGCUCUUAUGGUGUCUUGCAAUCGUUUGUGGGUGGGGACAGGAAAUGGUGUCAUUAUCUCCAUCCCAUUGACAGAAACCGUAAUCCUCCACCAGGGACGCUUACUGGGGCUGAGGGCAAAUAAAACCUCAGGAGCACCAGGAAAUCGUCCUGGAAGUGUAAUCCGCGUAUAUGGUGAUGAAAACAGCGAUAAAGUGACUCCAGGGACAUUUAUACCCUAUUGUUCAAUGGCACAUGCCCAGCUUUGCUUCCACGGGCACCGGGACGCAGUGAAAUUCUUUGUGGCAGUCCCAGGUCAAGUCGUCAGUCCACAAAGUGGCAGUGGUGGCACAGAUCUAACAGGUGACAGAGCAGGGCCAUCUGCACAGGAGCCUGGCAGCCAGACGCCCUUGAAGUCUAUGCUCGUCAUCAGCGGAGGAGAGGGCUACAUUGACUUCCGAAUGGGUGAUGAAGGUGGAGAAUCAGAACUUCUUGGAGAGGAUCUUCCACUUGAACCUUCUGUCGCCAAAGCAGAAAGGAGUCACCUGAUAGUGUGGCAAGUGCUGUAUGGCAAUGAGUGA
Puma concolor (puma) is the source of this 3534-nucleotide messenger RNA. RefSeq names its product sperm associated antigen 9 (gene SPAG9). Gene Ontology annotation, cellular component: cytoplasm. Gene Ontology annotation, biological process: vesicle-mediated transport. NCBI's taxonomy places the organism in Eukaryota, Metazoa, Chordata, Mammalia, Carnivora, Felidae. The record is from RefSeq and is a predicted model, not a curated record. Gene Ontology annotation, molecular function: MAP kinase scaffold activity; JUN kinase binding; kinesin binding.